UGAAGUUUACUACCUUUUACUAAGAACGGCACUGUGCUUUAAAAAACUUGAGUCCAACUUACAAAAACCCAAAGUAUUUCGUACUCAUGGAAAAAGAAGCUAACAUAGUGGCAAAAUGGAGUGGUAAUAAAAACAAUCAUACUACUGUUACAGCAAAAGAAUUUGUACACGGUGUGGAAAAUGUGUGUUCGGACUACCGGAAAUGCUGUUGUAUUAGCAGACUGUGAUGAGGAACGUGGAAAAGAGUCCGAAAAAAAAUUAAACGAGAGGUUUGGGGAAAGUAGAGCUAUCUUUGUCAAAACUGAUGUUUCAAAUAUUGAUGAGUUUGAAAAUGCUUUUAAUGAAACAAUCAAACAUUACGAUCAUGUAGAUAUACUUAUCAACAAUGCAGGAAUACUUGAUGACAGUAUCUGGGAGAGAGAAAUAUCAGUGAAUUUGAAUGGUAACAUACACGGACUCAUACUAGGAAUGGAAAAGUUCCUGAAAACAUACCGUCAGUCAGAGGAAGCAGUUAUAGUGAACAUUUCUUCAGUAUGCGGUAUAGAAUGCUACGGAUUUCUACCUGUUUAUUGCUCCAUCAAGUUGGCUAUAAUUGGGAUGACUAGGGCCUGGGGAUGUCCUGCUCACUAUGAAGACAGUAAAAUAAGGGUUAUAUGUUUGAGCCCUGGCGCUACUGACACUCCGAUGAUGCAAAACUUAGAACCGGUACGACUUAUUGCUGGCCACUAUGCUAAUACAAGAGCUGGAUGUGGUAGCCGAGGAGCUGGUACGAAUAAUAAGGUACGCCAAAAGCGGAAGCGUUUGGAUCGUUGAGAAUGAUCAGCCGGCAUACCAAUACGAAUUUCCACCAAGAGCAGAAUUCAUGAAUAACACUCUGAAAGAAAGCUGAUAGCCUCAGUUAAAGUAUCUAUCUUGCCUCGUUAUGUUCUUUGAGAAGGAUUUUCUCUUGGUAGUUUGCAUUAUAGAUACAAUUGGGGAAGAUGUAGCAUGUAUCGUAAUAUUGUAGCUCAUAAACUUUAGAUAGGCGUACUCAACUUCAAAUAGUCCUUUUUAUGUAACGGGUGAUUUUUUAAGAGGUAUAGGAUUUGAUCUUCAAAAAAACACAAAAAAUUUGAAAAAACGAUUAAACCUUUAUUUGAGUCGAUAGAACGGUCGAUAUAGUUUAAUGUUUAAAGAUUAUUUCACGUAAAUGUUGGCCGCGGCUCCGCUUUAGAUGGCCCAUGCGCAAGGUCCAAUUUUGGCGCACACUCUCCAACAUAUCGGCCGGUAUCUUACGAACAAAUGCUUCAAUAUUGGCUUCCAGUGCGUCAAUCGUUGCUGGUUUAUCCCUGUAGACAUUAGCCUUAACAUGGCGCCACAAGAAAUCGUCCAACGGCGUUAAAUCACACGAUCUAGGCGGCCAAUUGACGGGCCCCAAACGUGAGAUAAACUGUUCACCGAACUCGCCUGUCAAUAGGGCCAUUGUUUCGUGUGCGGUGUGGCAUGUGGCACCGUCUUGUUGAAACCACAUGUCAGCCAAGUCCAGCUCUUCCAUUUUGGGCAAAAAAAAGUUUGUUAUCAUCGCACGGUAGCGCUCGCCAUUCACAGUUACGUUCCGGCCAUUGUCGUCUUUGAAGAAGUACGGCCCGAUGAUGCCACCGAUCCAUAAUCCACACCAAACAGUGAUUUUUUCGGGAUGCAUUGGUAGCUCUUGCAAUGCUUCUGGCUGGUCUUCACUCCAGAUGUGGCAAUUUUGCUUGUUAACGUACCCAUUCAACCAGCAAUGAGCUUCGUCGCUGAACACAAUUUUUCGAUAAAAAUGUGGAUCUUCCUCCAACUUUGCCAGCGCCAAUUCACCAAAUGGGAAACGUUGUGGAAAGUCGUGUGGCUUCAAUUCUUGCACCAGCUGUAUCUUGUAAGGUUUUACACCCAAAUCCUAUCGCAAAAUUUUCCACGUAGUGGAGUAACAGAGGCCCAAUUGCUGCGAACGGCGGCGAAUCGACAUUUCACGGUCAUCACUAACACUGGCGAAUACAGCCGCAAUAUUUUCUUCAGUCCUCAAUCUUCGUCUGCGUGUUGGUGGUUUAAUGUCCAAUAAUGUAAACUGGGUUCGAAAUUUAGUCACAAGCUUCCGAAUAGCUCCCUCAGUAGGCCGACCAAAUUGCCCAUAAAUUGGAAGCAGUGCUCGAUGCACUCUCUUAACCGGGCAUGAAUUUUGAUAGUAAAAUUCAAUAAUUUGCAAGCGUUGUUCGUUCGUAAGUCGAUUCAUGGUUAAAUUAUAGGCCAAACUGAACAAGUUUGACAAUGACACAAGACACGAUUCAUGCGUCAUCUGUCAAAAACAGUGUUGCCAAAAAGAUACUAUCAAAAAAAUCACCCAUUAUUAUUUACCUCUAGGAAUAACAUAAUAAAUAAGUAUGGGAGCUUCAUUUUUAUUUGAAUUUUAUAGGUAGGUGAAUCGAGUGCAUAAUGAUCCCUUUACGGAAAAACUUUACUGCGCUCAAAGUUUAAGUCAAAAACACAAGAUUCAAAUUGUUAAGAGUAGUGAAUUUACUUUCUUUUGUAGCUCCUACUUAUGUCUCAUGAUACGUCUGUAGCUUAUUAAUUUCGUCAUAUUUUCUAAAAUUUUAGUUUUAUGUUAUUUUUUUAUACACAUGUACUUAUGAAAUGAUCCCAGGGAUCGCAUUGAUGACGCAGAUGCUUAUUGAAAAGCUAUGUCCUAAAGGUUUUGGCACAAAAUAUUUAUCGGACUUUUUUAGUGGAGAAAUUUAUUCAUCACCCAAAUUUAUUUGCUGCCUUUAUCGCUCUCCCUCGAACCAUAACUGGGAUGACCUACUCGAAUACCUCGCCGUCCAGAUCGACUUCCUGAACAUCAAUCACCCCGCUUCAGAGGUAGUUCUUCUCGGUGAUUUCAAUGCCCAUAAUGAGCUUUGGUUGGGCUCAAAUAAGACCGAUGCAGCAGGUCGUGCAGUCGAAGCGUUCGCUCUUACUCAAGGGCUGACCCAGCUGGUGACGAGCCCUACUUUUUUCCCCCGCGUCUUGUCACACGCCAGUAGCCUGCUGGAUCUCUUUCUGACCACGCAUCCUGCUCCUUACAGCACUGCUGUCUUGUCCCCCCUGGGUAACUCAGAUCACGGUGUUGUGGAGGUUAGGUUUCGGUCAGAAGCCGCUGUGGCAGCAGAAACUCGCACAGGCCGCAAAACUUGGCAUUACGGACAUGCCGACUGGGAGGGGCUCAGAGACUUAUUCUCUAGCUUUCCUUGGAGAGAUGUCUGUUUCACUGACGCGGAUGCGUCGACUGUCUGUUCUUCAAUAACCGAAAUUAUCCACGUCGGAAUGGAGGAAUACAUCCCUCACACAGUGAAAGUUCCUAAACCAGGGUCCAACGGCUGGUUCAACAAAUCGUGUGACACUGCUCGCCAGCAGAAGAUCAAGGCCCACAGAACCUACUUACAAAACCCCACUGUAGAGAACAGACAAGCCGAUGUCGAGUCCAGAAACAAAUAUAACGAAGCGGUUCGCAAUGCCAAAAACCAGCAUGAUAUAAAAGUUAGGCGCAGGGUAAUGUCGCAGCGCAAUGGCAGUCGGUCUUUCUGGACGCUGGCCAAGCAGAUUGAAAAGAACUUCUCACACAGUAGCCUUCCACCACUUACGUGUCAGGAUGGAACUAUUGUAUUCGACUCAAAGGCCAAGGCGGAAUUGCUAGCCAAGAUCUUUGCUGCCAACUCCACCAUGGACGUCCCCACCAACGCCCAAGUGCCGUCAAUUCAAAGGGUUCCCCACACUAUGCGGGAGGUAACAUUCAGGCAUAAGACCGUAAGACGAGUGCUGUUGUCGCUCGACAUCAACAAAGCUUCUGGUCCGGACUUGAUUCCUGCCAUUGUACUGAAGAGAUGUGCAGCGGAGCUUGCUCCAGUUCUUUCGCGUCUCUUCCAGAUAUCUUAUGAAUCCGGCACCUUCCCAGAAAACUGGAAAUUUGCUCAUGUACAGCCCAUCCCAAAAAAAGGAUCUAAAACCGACCCUUACAACUACAGGCCUAUAGCUCUGCUUUCUGUUAUAAGUAAAGUGAUGGAGAGGUGCAUAAAUCGCGAGCUUCUGGACUACCUCGAACGUCACAGCUUGAUUAGCGACAGACGGUUUCCAGCACCAACGAUCCACAGGGGACCUCCUAGCUUACGUCACGCAACUGUGGAGUAAACUCAUCCAGUCUCAUGGUGAGGCUCAUGUCGUUGCUCUUGACAUCACGAAAGCGUUCGAUCAGCUGUGGCACGCUGCCCUCUUAAGCAAACUUCCAUCGUACGGCCUCCCAGAAAAGCUUUGUAGAUGGGUGGCUGACUUUAUCUCUGGCCGCAAGAUAUCCGUCGUAAUUGACGGAUUCUCCUCUUCAUCCCACAACGUCAACGCGGGUGUUCCCCAGGGAUCGGUUUUGGCUCCAACACUGUUUCUCUUACAUAUCAACAACCUCCUUUCCUGCACGAUCAACCCAAUCCACAGCUUCGCUGAUGACAGCACUCUACAUGCAGGAAUUCAGAGUGACAAGCCGAUCUCUGCCGCUGAGCUGGAAAAAAGAAGACUAGCGACGACUUCUUCUCUGACAAGAGACCUGGAGGCUAUCACUGCUUGGGGACGCAACAAUCUUGUACAGUUCAAUGCUUCCAAAACACAGUACUGUACUUUGACGAACAAAAAGCGUCCUAGCGCUCAUACAGUUUCGAUGGACGGUCGAGUUCUAUCAAAGAGCCAUUCAUUUCGGCUGGUCGGAGUCCAGAUCACCGAGGACCUGAUCUGGCACGAACACAUCUCUUCAAUAGCUGCAGCUGCUGGGAAAAAGCUAGGCUAUUUGUUUAGGGCUAAGAAAUACUUUUCUCCGCAUGACCUUCUCACUCUAUACAAGGCCCAGAUAAGGCCUAGCCUCGAGUAUUGCUCACACACUUGGGGUGCUGCCGCCCCGACUACAUUGUCCAUGCUCGAUGCUGUCCAGAGGAGGGCGGUCCGACUGAUCGAUGACUCUUCUCUAACAGACAGUCUCGGGACUCUUUCGCACCGGCGGGCCGUCGCCGAUCUAGCUCUUUUCUAUCGCGGGCUGUGCUCCUCAGAGCUCUCUUCCAUGAUGCCGCCGCGCGAUGUGCCUGCCAGACAGACCCGCCUGACUUCGGCGUCCCAUCCUAACCGUGUCAAACUUCGAACAUCCAGAACUGGCCGAUACGACCGCUCCUUUGUCCCGAGGGUGUCUAGAUUGUGGAACAAUCUACGGGAGGAAGCUUUUCCCAGUUCUACUAACCUUAGGCAGUUCAAAAAUCGUAUUAACAAAAUUUCUUUGGGAUCAUCAUAGCAGCCGCGGUGUUCCGGCAUUUAGGCUUUUGCCUGCGCGGCUGUUUCGAUAUAAAAAAAAAAUAUUUAAACACUAACUAGUUAUCACAGGUUACAACUCAAUACUUAACUAAAGUAUACUAUCGAACUAUGCGGAGUGGUCCAUUCUGCUCUACCAGACGCAACUAUUUAUAAUGUCUCUCAUGAGGUUCUGGACGGAAUUCAGAUCAAUUUCUCUCAGAUUCGUUAAUUCGCCGUCUUGGUUGUUCCUCAUGAUAAACCCUCUUGCAACAAGUUUGGAGAGUCAUCGUUUUUGAGAGCAAAAGGUAUGUUGUGUUGACGCAGCCAGUUUUGGGUAUCUCUUGAGUAAUCACAUGUAUCUACGUAGGUCUGGCCAAAACAUGAUAUGGACAUUAGCAUGAUGUUCGUAGACAAACUGAAGCAAUCUGGAAAAGCAGUUAUCAAUAUAGCUCUGACUAUUCAAAGUUUCACCUCUCGCUGUUCCCACGUGUAAACCUAUAAUAAACAUACACCUUUUAAAACUGUAAGGGUCAAUAUGCCGCCAUCACCUUGCUUAACUAAUGAACUGCGCACAGCUUUUGAUGAAAGGAAUACUGCUACUACUUUAUAUAAAGCUAAUAAGACCUUGGACGCCUAUAACAACUUCAAAUCGCUUAGACCGUGCUCUUAACAUGAUCAUGAGGGAUAAAAAGACAUAUAUUGAAAAUUUGGCAAAUGAAAAUGAUUCAAAACAAUUGUGGAAGUCUCUCCAGCAAUUUUAUAUACUCGUAAAUUGCCGUAGUAAAUCAACCCUUCCCACAAGUUUUAAUGACCCUACCAAACUUAAUGUUUAUUUUAUAUCUGUUCAUAGCUACAAACCUGUUGAUUCACUAGUUUGCGAGAACUAUUUUAAAAAUAAAUUGAGCUCUGAAUAUAUUUUUUCAUUGAAUAAGAUUAGUUCAAAUGACGUAUUAAGGUAAGUACUCACUUGGAGACCACGUUGCGCGAUUUUCUUUAGGUGGUCUAGACUUGAGACAUAGACGUGGUGUAGAAACACCGAUCUUUGCCUCAUCUAGCGUCCACACUGUGAUGGGAAUUUUUCUAGUCUCAUCUUCGCCAACCACCAUGGCGGACCUUGCUUUGUGCGCAAUGAGUACCUGUUUAGUAAAAAAGCGCGAAAACGUAAACGUUGGUGGACGCGCGAAGUGUUCGCAGAAGGACCUAGGUUCGGUACCGAACUAGUAAAUAAAUUAAGAUUGGGGAACAACAUUUGUCGUUUGACCACAUGGUAAACAAAAACAGCAGAGACCGCAUGCACUUGUUUACAAAGCAAGAGAGGUACUGGGAAAUGUAUCGUCUAUGGACGCGAGGUACUCACUAUCACCUUGUUGCGCAACGUAUCCCAACGUUGCAUUAAGUCUCCCAUUUCAAUCGGGAGACUUGAGACCUGCUUUUUUUAGUUUCGCAACCGCCCCGUAGACCGGAUUUGGUCUAUAGACAUGUCUACCGAGACAUACUGAGACAACUUUAGACAUGUCUCUGAGACCAAAAUCGCGAGACAUGUCUACUAGUGAGUACUAGGCUUUACAGGCAAUAGGGAGCCUAAAAUCUGAUGCGAAGGGAAUUGAUGGUAUAUACCUGUCAAUGAUCCAGCUUUGCCUGCCAGUUCUUCUCCGUCACAUCGUCCAUAUCUUUAACGACUGUUUGGAAAAGGCUACUUUUCAAACACAUGGAAACAAGUUCUAAUUAUUCCAAUUCCUAAAAAAAUUAAAGCCACUGUGUAUAAUGAUCUCAGACCUAUCAGUUUAUUACCAAUUUUAUCCAAAAUUUUAGAAAAAAUAUGCUUCCAAUUGACCGCUUGCCUAGAAAAAUCCUUUAUACCUCCCGACCCUCAAUCCGGUUUUACAAAAAGUUAUACUACAUCUGCCCUACUCAAUCUGCAAGACAAUAUUUUAAGUGCCUUAGAUAAGAAAAUUGCACUAGCGUUAAUUUCAAUAGACUAUUCGAGAGCCUUUGACAGCACCAAUCAUGAAGUAUUGCUUGCUAAAUUAAGUUACAUAGGUCUUGAUAUUGUAUCCCUUUCAUUAUUCGACCGUUACCUUCAUCAAGGAACUCAGUGUGUCUUUCUCAACCAGGAAAUGUCUCAAGUGACAAUAAUUCCCUCAGGCGUACCUCAGGGCUCUGUAUUGGGGCCGCUGCUGUUCCUCAUAUAUACGUUCGACUUAAGCAAAAGUAUUGAUAAUCCUCAUGUCCAGUCACUUGCAGACGUUACGCAGUUGAUCCAUUAUUUUAACCCAGAUAAUGUCAAUAUUACUACGCAAAUUUUACAAAACGAUGAUAGUAAAUUAAUUAAAUACUCUUCAGAUCACAAUCUACUUAUUAAUCUACAAAAAUCUAAAAUGUUAUUAUUUUGCGCACAAAGAAAAGCAUACAAUGUAACACAGCUCUUGAACAUUCAGAUAAAUAACCAAAUCUUGCAAUUUUCUGAUUCUGCAAAAAUUCUUGGUGUUGUUUUUGAUACAAAAUUAAGGUUUACUGGACAUGUUAAAAGUCUUUCCCAGAAAACCUACCUACGGCUGCGUACUCUUAUAGCAAACAGGUAUUUACUAAAUUUUAAGUUGCGUAAAAAACUAUGUGAAGCAUUGUUCAUAUCUAUAAUCUCUUUUAGGAGGUCAAGGUUACAAACGAUACAACUGUAAAAUCUUUGUAACACAAGAUAUCAUAACAGCUUAUCUUGUUUAAAUAAAUAGAUUAUAGCAUCUUGUACCUGUUAGGAUACAGUUUCAGUGUAAUCUUCGAUUUUAAAAUCUGUUCUUUCAAUAAAACGUGUUUCUAAAACA
Molecule: messenger RNA, 8129 nt
Organism: Acanthoscelides obtectus
Lineage: Eukaryota; Metazoa; Arthropoda; Insecta; Coleoptera; Chrysomelidae
Source: the annotation of a GenBank genome assembly